This is a messenger RNA of Pecten maximus, 2210 nucleotides long. Its product is annotated as ankycorbin-like. The record is from RefSeq and is a predicted model, not a curated record. Lineage: Eukaryota; Metazoa; Mollusca; Bivalvia; Pectinida; Pectinidae. The transcript has 3 exons. Gene Ontology annotation, molecular function: protein binding. Bases 251 to 1117 code for a protein of 288 amino acids.
GUAAAUAUCUAUCAGGAUUGCGCCGAUCAAUGUCUCGUAAAAAUCUAUCGAAUCAGAGCAUAUACCGGAACAGCGGUAUAAAGAAUUAGAGGCCACUUCAGUUUAUCGCGAUUCAUAGACUUUUUAUAAGACGUACGACAAUUCUGAUGACGUCAAAGAAAUGGUGUAUUGUCAACUACGUCACAAUUUGUUGUCCGGGUGUCUAGUUGGGUUUCAGUGGUUGGACACUGUUCGCUGACAGAAAGAAUGUAUGAAUCCAGCGGAGGAUAAAAAGGUGGAGAAUAUGUCGGACGAGUUUCGCCUGGUGGUUGAAUGUCAAAACCCGAGACAGCUCCAAUUGCUGUUUACGAACGGGAAGAACAUCGAAGCCAGGAACAGCCGACACGAAACACCACUGAUGGCAGCCAUAGCCAGCGUUGAUUCCCAGCUAGUUACUUCUAUCGUAGAGACUCUAAUCAGUCUCGGAGCUGACACUAAUGUCAGGAACGCACUACGCCAGACCCCUUUUAUGUACACGUGUAUUAUGGAUUAUCCGGAAGUGGCGUUUCUCCUAUUACAGAAGGAAGGAACCGAUAUUAAUGCUCAGGACAACAAGGGUAUGACGGGCCUCAUGUUCGCGUGUCAACUCAAUCACGUCAACAUGGUGGAAUUAAUUCUGAAGUUACACGCUUCCGGUCAGCAAAACGUGGACCUAUCAUUGAGAAAUCUGUUUGGCCGAAACGCAUUGGAAGAGGCCAUUGAUAAACGGAGUGCAGGGGCGAUAGCACUGUUGUCACGUCUCAAGAAAAACGAAUUACGGAAGCAGUAUUCGGAUUACGGAAGUAACACAAAGCGAAAGAUCCGGAAGUCAGAUGAUACUCGAGCCUUUUCUCCUACGUCCGCAUUCGAUAGCUUCCGAACGGACAUCGGGAAAUCUGUGAGUUGUGAUUCUCUGACUACGUCUGUCGAUGUUAAUGCAUUACAUCACUAUAAGCGUGAGCUAGCUGACGAAUUUGUCAAAUUAUCCGAUAAACCAAAUCGCGAGGAAGCUGACAGGACGCCUAUCCCCAAUGGAAGUGGUGUAAAUCAGUCAAAGGCGAGUUCCUCGCGAGACGACGGUCCGGAGAAACAAGGGUGAUGUCGGAGACUUGGUCCUGGCUGUCCGUCAGUGUGCGGCGGACAUCAGACAGAUUUGCAAGGAUUACGAUAUAGACUACACCAAAGAAGGAGAUCAGUCACGUCUACCGGUAGUCUCAAAUGAACCAAGUAAUCUCCGUGGUCAAACGGACGAAGGACAGACGGAAAGCCGUACGGAGGACAAACAGGGAAAACGUUCGAGCAGGUCAUCCGGGUCUGUAGCUCAUGGCGGCGCGGUAGAUUUAUUGUCACGGAGACAUAAAAAGAACGCCAACAAACGGAAGGAACGUCAUCAGGACCUCGCGCAGCUCGUGAACACUUUGGUUAUGUCUAAUGUUAAAGGUCGCAGGGACUUUCGAGAGGUACGGGACAGUAAGACUUGCUAUGGGGAUCACGAGAGACCGUCGCCACACACAACGUUAGAUUCAAGGGAAUCACGAUCCGUUCGACAGUCGGAAGUCAUGAUGGGAAACCUGAUGUCGGUCACUAAACUUUCUACAACGCCACAUUCCAGUAACGCGCACUCGCUCUCGCGUGCUUCCGAAAACAGCUCACGAGUCACGCACAGCACUCACUCUAUAUCACCUGACCAGAAACGGUUGUGUGAACGGAAGACUGUUGACAAGGUGAUUAUAACGCCGUCCCGCGAGGGUGGGAUGGCGGGAGGAGUCACCCUUCAAGUCCCCAUAGAACAACAGGCCUUAAACAAUACAGGAUACUUCCGUCAAGGAAAACCUAAGAAAAGUAAGAAACAUCGAAAGAAGAAAGAAAAAUCACCACCAAAAGAAAAUGGUGUUAAGAAUGAGGUAGCAGGUGAAAACAAACGUGUACCUGUCGGACUCGAAUCUGAUCUGAAAGCUCUGGAACCAUUAAAAUGGCGAUCAUUUCGAGAUCCAUUGCCAAGCAUUCCGUGCUCUUCAAAUAUGAAAACUCAUAGCGGUGUGUGUUUGCCGCCAUUACGGGAAAGUCUCCGCCACACUGGAUCGGCUCGACCUGUAAAACUACAGAGCCUCGAUCGGGAUCUCUGGCGUAUCAUAGAGGCAUCGAACCUCUCCAAGGUCAAAUCCCAAAAAUAAAGUAUCUGUGAUAAUGAA